AUGCCACACUCGACUACACUAAGUGCUGAUGAGCUCGAGCGCAUGAGAGCGAGCGUGUCUCCCCCAGCUCAAAGCGAUCGCGAAGCCAGACGCCAGGCAAUCAAACUCAAGUCGGAACAACGAACAGCAAAAUGGCCGAACACCCUGGAGGCCUUGCGCAUGAAAAAGGAUCGAUGGAAAAAAGACAAGGAGGAGCGUCUGGAGGAAGAACGACAGAAGAUCGACGAGGAGGAGAUGCGACUUCAACGAGAAGCGCAAACAAAGCAAAUUGAACGCGCCAACUGGCUGCUCUACGAACAGACCGACCGCAUGAAAACACUUCGAAGCAAGCAGCUCCUAGCCGAUGUGGUUCAUCAUCGCACGCUCCAGCUUGAAGACAAGCGAAUGCUCAAGGACCAGGACGACUUGACCAAUUACCACUAUGACCAGCAGGUUGUUGCCCAGGUAAUCGAAGGUGAAGCCGAGGAACAACGUCAGAGAAAGAAGCGACUGGAAGAAAACGCUCGACUCGCAGCUAUCCAGAAGCAACAGCUCGAAGAAUACAAGCAACGUUACAUUAGCGAGCUCCGCGAGGAAAAACGAGAAGGUGAGCUGAUGAAGCAGCAGGCAGAACAGGAAUAUCUGGACGAAAAGGAGAAAGAUCGGCAACGGAAGCUGCGUCUAAAGCAAGCUAGUGAAGAUACGCAGCUGGCAAAUCAACGUUUACAAGUUCAUAGAGAGAUGCAGAAGGAGAAGGAGCGUAUGGAAGAUUUGAAACGCGAAGAAGGAGAGCGUAAAAAGCAGCUACGCGAUGCUAAGCGUAUGGAUCUACAGCGACAGAAGAAAGAAAAUGCCCAAGCGCGCAAGCAGCGCAUGAUUGAUCUCGCCGCUAACAACCUCGUGAAGCUGGAGCUAAAGAACGAGGAACGGCUUGAGAACCAGAGUAACGAGGUGCGUGUCAAGGAAGAUAGACUGCUGAAAGAGCGCGCAGAUCGACGUGCAGUCGAGCAGGAGGCGAUUGCACGUAGUCGACGGUAUCAACUCGACUGCAAGCAACGCGAGAAAGAGCGUGAGACAGAAGAGGCGCUGGAAUGCGUCAUCCAGUGGGAGCAAUUCGGCAAGCGUAUCGAGAUGCAGUCCAAGCAAGAGGAACAGGAACGUCGACUGGAAGACCUUCGCCUUGCAGUGGGACAGAAGCAACAAGCCGAUUCCAGACGCCAAAUGCUUAAGGAUGGACGUGCCACUCAAUUACUAGACGACCAAGCUGCGCGUCGUGUUCUGGACCACGAGGAUGAUCGGUUUAAGGCUGUGGCACAACGGGCGCUAGAAGAGGCUCGAGAACGUGGCCUGACCAACGUGUUCCCUAUACAAAAAGCGAUGGUGGAGAAGCGUAUCGAUUUGCUACCUGCGUCAGGCUUCCGCAUCUAA
Molecule: messenger RNA, 1407 nt
Organism: Phytophthora infestans T30-4
Lineage: Eukaryota; Oomycota; Peronosporomycetes; Peronosporales; Peronosporaceae
Exons: 3
Coding region: 1-1407 (468 amino acids)
Source: RefSeq, a predicted model, not a curated record